AUGUCCCUACGGAUUCUGGGCUCACAUGAAAAGGAGAGUGAUCUCAUGAAAGGGCAGAACAAUUUAAGAAAGUUGCAAGUGCCUGUGGAAAAUCUGGAGAUGGUCAGAAGUAUGUGGCCAUGGGUAAAGAGCAUGCUUCUGAAGACUGGACUUGACAAAAGCAAAGAAUUGCUGAAGGGCCUUAAAGGCUUUGACCCAAGUGACCGAUACUUUUAUAAUACAUCUUGGCCAGAUGUUGCUCCAUGGGAAUUUUUCAGAAAGCAAAGGAGAUACUGAAGCAAGCCAUACUGCUGUAGCCUGUGCGAAUACUCAGCAGAUGUGCUUACUUCUCUGAAAAAUCAUUUGCAUCAUUGCCAUGAAGAUGAGGCUGACAAAGAGUUGCAGAUCCAGUGUCCAGAUUGCUCAUUUGUUUCACGGCCUGAUGUGGUGAGCAAACACUUCCAGUUGUUCCAUGAGGCUGCUGUGAAAGUUCACAGCCCCAAGGACAAGGUUCUGGGCAAUGGGAAGCCACUGAAGGGUUGUAUAAAACAUUUCACAUGUUUAAAAUGUAACUUUUCCAACACUUCCUUCUGGAGCAUGAAGAAGCAUGUGCUGAUCACCCAUUUUCACUCUUUACUUAAUGCCUAUAUUGGCUUUCACACUAAGGAAGACAAGAAACAGUUAACAGCCAGUGAUAUUCCUUCUGUGGCAAGCACUCUACCACCUGAAAGAUACAUUUGUAAAAAGUGCAGUACCAGGAUGGGCAGCCAGGAUGUUCUGAUGGCCCAUAUUUUGACAUCAUAUAUACACAAGGAUUUGGAGAAUAAGUUGAAGUCUAUAAUUUCGAAGACAAAAAUAGGCCGGGGCUUCGGGAGCAAACGCCCAUUGUUGCAAAGCCUUCUACCUGAAGGCCAGUCCAACCACACACUGAGGCUUUCAUCUCCAUCAAAUGACCUUUUCUCAGGCAAGGCUUCACCUAAUAAGCCUGUAGACCUUCCUGCACUAUCUGUGAGCCAGCCACUUGGGCCUGUGAAUAAGUCUGUUGGAGUGAUUCAAGCCAUCGAGCCUGAGAUUUUACCACCCACACAGCCCAUGGGGUCUACAAGUCGACCUGCAGGGCCUGCAGUCAGAUCAGUGGGGCCUGGUACUCUGACAUCUGGCUAUUUAAACAACCCUGGGUUUCUCCAGAACACGCCACCAGGAACAAUAUCUGUGGGUGAGCUGGUCUCAUUGGCAGGCCUUCCUGAGGGUGAGAUGACCUCUGCUUCUGUGAUUGUUGCACAGAGUGCAGCUUCUGGAGUUCUCCCCACUGGUCAAGCAUUCCAGGCCACACUUCCCCAUAUAGGUCAGACAGUCUCCUCACGGGUUCUUACCUCUUCUCAGACAAUGUCUCAUAGGGUUUUCCCUACAGGUCAAGUGGUAUCAUCUGGGUUGCUAACCUCCCAAACUGUGGUGGUCUCAGAUGUCCUUGUGAACCAGGGUGUGAGUACUGGUAUUCCUCUGCUUGGUCAGCCUGUUAACUCAGGUCCAUCUGUUGGGCCCAGUAUGCUUCAACUCAGUCAGUUUGUUGGCACCAGCAUCCUGCUGGAGAGCCAGUUAGUAAGAGCUGACACUUCACACAACACCCUGUUCCUCCAGUCUGGCUCUGUUUUCAGGAAGCUGCUUCCAACAGGAUCACAGGUCAAUGGGAAGCCCCUUUACAUGCUGGACCCCAUGCCUGUUACUCUGCCUAUUCCUCAGGGCUCUACCAUCAUGACUGUUUCAUCCCAGGUGUCUACCUAAUUCCUACCCCCCCAGUGUGGUAUGCUGAUCUCCACUGCUCCAGCCAGCUUGUAUUCCUCCCCGGGGCUGGUAAGCAAUGCAGACCAGAACAUAUUUGUUCAGGUCUCCUCACCUGAGGUGGAUAUGAAUCUGGUUGCCAACCAGGCCAAGCAGUGGAAAAUCUGCCCAGUUUAAAAUGUGUUCUUCCCAUCCAGUGUCUACCAGGCACACAUGGAAGGGGCUCACAAAUAAAGUGAUUUCAACUCCAGUGAGGAAUGGAAAAUCUGCCCGGUUUGCAAUGUGUUCUUCCCAUCAGGUGUGUACCAGGAUCACAUGGAAGGGGCUCACAAACAAAGUGAGUUCAACUCCAGUGAGAACGUUGAACCAGUAAAGCUGGCCUUGCGUGCACCGUUCCUGAAGUGGACAAGAGAGAGGCCCAUGCAUUGCCUCUCCUGCAAAUGCCUAGUCUCAGAGGAGGAGCUAAUGUACCAUUUACUCACACAUGGCUUGGGGUGCCUGUUUUCCCCAUGUACUUUCCACAGCAUUCAGUGUCUCUUGGAGCACAGCAAAAUUAAACACCUGGGGAGGAAGAAGCUGUUGUUGGAUUAUCUUAACAGGGGCUUCCAGUUGAGCCUAGAAGCUGAUGGCAACCUGUUGUUCCCCCAUCUUGAUUUCAUCAUCACUCUGCCAAAAGAGGAGAUUGGAGAACAGGAGGUCCACCUGGCUAUCCUCUCAGGCACAUAUUCCACAUCACUGGUGCCCGUGUAUCUCAGAAAAGGAGAGCUGACCUUCCCGCUCUGUUUGACAAUAUUUAUGGUAGCCAAUGCCUACAUGUUACACUUGAAGGACAGAGAACAUAUUAUGCCCACCGACUGUACAAUACUCAAUUCUCCCACAUUUAGGAGUGUCCACUGUGGUGGGAUCUACCCUGGAAUCUUGACUGUGGAGGCUAUCACUCUAUAUUUGUUGUAUUGUUCACAUGCACCCAAAGACAGCUCAGACCUGCCAUUUCAGUCCAGUUUUGUUGAAAAGAGUGAACUGCAGUUUGCCAGUGAGGAAAAGGUUACAGAUUCUAACUGUCCCUUCAAAAGAAAAUGGCCAGAUGGCCAUCAGGGUGCAGAAGACCAGAAGAGGGAUGGGAAAGGGCCCUUGUGUGUACUGGGUAAUGAAGCAUCAGAUCCAGAAGAAGGGACAAGUGCUGUGACUUUGAAGAGACAAAGGAAUGAAAGUGCAACUAAGGAACUUGAGGCCAGUAAUGAUUCACUCCAGAUCCUAGCAUUAGAUCCUACUGAAUGCAAAAACUACCCCUUUGAGGAAAAAAAAAAGCAGUUUCUUAGAGAUUAUUUCCAAAAGAAACCAUAUCCUAGCAGAAAAGAAGGUGAGUUGCUGUCUUUAUUUUUGAAGAUGGAAAAAGUUAUUGUGGCUUUGUUUUUUGGAACAAGAAGAUAUAUUUGCUUGAAGGCAAGAGAAGAUCACAGACCCUCAAUACUUCUAGGUUUUGAUAUGUCUGAACUUAAAAAUGUUAAACACAGACUG
Messenger RNA from Meriones unguiculatus (Mongolian gerbil), 3276 nucleotides. Its product is annotated as activity-dependent neuroprotector homeobox protein 2-like. Gene Ontology annotation, molecular function: DNA binding. Gene Ontology annotation, cellular component: nucleus. Lineage: Eukaryota; Metazoa; Chordata; Mammalia; Rodentia; Muridae. The record is from RefSeq and is a predicted model, not a curated record. Gene Ontology annotation, biological process: regulation of gene expression.